AUGGCAGGUCUUGCUUGUUGCUCUAAUCCACCAAUUCUGGACCCUUUUAGUGGAGUUGGCCAUGUUGAAAAACUUGGUGGCCAUAAUGUUUAUCUUACCGGCUCUCCUCUUUCCAUCAUCGCCAUUCUCUUCGUCUCCGAUAUUUAUGGAUAUGAAGCCCCAAUUACAAGGAAUCUUGCUGACAGGGUUGCAGCAUCUGGGUAUUAUGUGGUGCUUCCUGACUACUUCAAUGGCGAUCCAUUUGAUCCUGAGAAUCUUGACAGACCUUUACCUAUUUGGAUGAAAGAACACCGACCGGACAAAGGUUUUAAAGCGUCACAACCGAUAAUUGAAGCCUUGAAGAGUAAAGGAGUUUCUACUAUUGGAGCUGCUGGUUUUUGUUGGGGGUGUCACGAUAUCGAGAAUUGGUUCGCGCGUACCAAUUUCGCGAAUACAGCUAAGACUGUGUGCGAGCUUGCGAAAUCCAACCUCAGUCAAGUUGUGGUGUUAGCACAUCCAUCAUCUAUCACAGUAGACGACAUCGAUGGUGUUAAUGUUCCAAUUGCUAUACUUGGAGCUGGGCUUGACACAAUCACUCCUCCAGAGGUUAUAAAACAAUUUGAACAAGUCUUGGCUGCUAAGUCUGGUGUGGAUAGUUUUGUGAAAAUAUUUCCUAAUGUUUCACAUGGUUGGACUUUGAGGUAUAACACUGAAGAUCCAGAAGCUGUGAAGGCUGCCGAAGAGGCUCAUCAAAUCUUAUUGGAUUGGUUUAAUAAACAUCUUAGAUGA
Vicia faba (fava bean) is the source of this 768-nucleotide messenger RNA. The record is from the annotation of a GenBank genome assembly. NCBI's taxonomy places the organism in Eukaryota, Viridiplantae, Streptophyta, Magnoliopsida, Fabales, Fabaceae.